AUGUGGUUACAUCGGGCUUCCUCGACCGCAACCCCUUCCAUUGCUCCUCUUUCCGCUCUGCUCCUAUCGGUAGUUUCCAUAAACGCUGCAAAACAUAACGACUCAGUUCGUAAUAUUCAUAUACCUCAGAUUGGGUUAGGCACUUGGCUCUCUGACAGAAAGAAGGUUUCCCAUGCUGCCAAAUACGCCUUGAACUCAGGAUAUCGCCACAUUGAUACCGCUCUCAUCUACCGAAAUGAAGACGAAAUUGGUAAAGGUAUAGCUUCGGCGGGCGUUCCUCGAGACGAUAUUUGGGUCACAAGUAAGCUGUGGAACGAGCACCACCGCCCCAAGUAUGUUGAGACGGCAAUCAAGAAGUCACUAUCAGACCUUGGCCUCGAGUACUUGGAUCUCUAUCUCAUACACUGGCCAGUUGCCUUUGUCCCUGGCAAGGGUACCACGAUAGACGAACAGACAUCGAUCAUCGACACCUGGCGGGCCAUGGAAGGCCUUGUGCGAGCCAACUUGACCAGGUACAUCGGCAUUUCCAAUUUCGCCAAGAAGGACGUCGAGAUGAUCCUGGACAUAUGUACGAUACGCCCAUACGCCCACGAGUUUGAGACGCAUCCUUACCUGCAGCAACAACAAUUCGUCGAUUAUCACAAGGACAAGGACAUAAAGGUGAUCGCAUACUCGCCGCUUGCAAACACGAAUCCAAUCUACCACAGCGGUCUCGCGCCAAUCAUGGAAGAUCCGUUCUGGAAAGAGCUGGCUCUCAAGAAGCAGGCGACGGUCCCCCAAGUCGUGCUGGCCUGGGGCCUCCAGAGAGGCACCGUUGUGAUCCCGAAGAGCGUCCACGAGGAAUACAUCAAGGAGAAUCUCGACGCGCUGAAAAUAGAGCUUACGCAGGCUGAGAUGGAUGCCAUCCUCAAGCAAGAUAAGAAGAAGAGGAUGAACGACCCUGGCAAGAGCUGGGGCGUAAAGCUGUUCGUAGACUUGGACGAUCCUACGGAUCUGGAUGAGGGCGAGAAAGGCAAGGAGCUGUGAGC
Messenger RNA from Daldinia caldariorum, 1028 nucleotides. Its product is annotated as putative dihydrodiol dehydrogenase. The transcript is spliced from 3 exons. Bases 1 to 1026 code for a protein of 341 amino acids. The record is from RefSeq and is a predicted model, not a curated record. Gene Ontology annotation, cellular component: cytosol. Gene Ontology annotation, molecular function: aldose reductase (NADPH) activity. NCBI's taxonomy places the organism in Eukaryota, Fungi, Ascomycota, Sordariomycetes, Xylariales, Hypoxylaceae.